AGCGAACAGACAACGGUGGAUACGGAGCAUAACCUGGCAACGCCUCAUGUAACAAAAGGAAACUAGGCUGACGUACAGUAGAGGUAUCCGCUGUUAUAAUUCACUAAUUUACUGAGAAUUACGCCCCACUUUGUCUCCGUUUCCUCCAAAUAAUAUUUUUUAGCGCCCACAGCGAAGAUGGAUUGAUAAGCGAGAAGUUGAGUCUGAUUCCAUACAAGUUGUCGAGGUCUUCUCAUGGCCCUUUUGGGCCCAGGAAGAGGAUGCAUCGUGGCGGGGAUAAAGAUUUUCAGUCAUCGGCUCGAAAGAUGGGCACAUCUUUGCUUUUCCAGCUGUCUGCUCAUGAAAGAGAGCUGGAUUUAGUGUUUCUGGACCACAGCUAUGCCAAGCCAUGGAAUGCCCAUCCAGAUGCCAGCAGCGCCCGCCCCACGAGGACACUGUUUGUUACCCCUCGUCGUCAGCCUGAAGCCUUGAAAGACUCUGAUUCUUUAAUUGAUGUGGAAACUGUCACACCAACACCUGUGCCUCUGUAUGACAACCAUAAAGCGCUCAGUGUGAUGAAGGAGUGCGAGCGACACGUUCUGUUUGCUCGCACUGUCGCAGAGAGCCCUCCACCGCCCGAUGAUUGGGAAGAACAUUUAAACAAGACUGGAUGGACAGUGGCCCAAAACAAACUGUUCAAUAAAGUUGUUAAAGCUCUUCAAGCUGAACGACUUGCUCGCCUGGCAAAUGAAAAUGCUUCCAAUGAGCCGAUUUUGCGGCGGGUGGCCGUGGACAAGUGUGCCAGGAAAGUGCGUCAUGCGUUAGCCAGUGUGAACUGGGACAUCAAACUGACCCAGUGGUUACACACCACAAUGAUCGAGUCCUUAAGUCUGGCCAUGCUUGCUGCCUAUCUGGACGUACUGCAGACUCUCAAAAGCAAGUUGCCCUCGCUGAUUGACAGAAUGUUGAUGCCUACGUCAAAGACUGGCACUCCGAGUGCUGAGGCCCUGUCACUGCUGCUGAAACGGCCUUGGGACCCGGCUGUUGGAGUUCUAUCGCAAAACAAACCGAGCAAGCUUCCCGGAUCCCCUCUCAUCCUCAUUGCACCGUCUAGUCCAAACUAUCCCACCCUCUCUACCUCGCGGCGAAUGAGAUUCUGGCAAUCGCAGCUCUCCUGUCUAGGAAAGGUCAUACCCGUGCACACACAUGUCAACAGCAGCGCCAAUAUUGGUAUCACCCAGUGUCUGGAACACAUGUUGGGUACAGUCAGAGCCAAGGUCAUGGAGGUUCACAGUCACUUCCCCCACAAACCCAUCAUCCUGGUUGGCUGGAGCGCCGGUGCUCUCAUCGCCUGUCACGUAUCCUUGAUGGAGUAUCUGACUGCUGUGGUAUGUCUUGGCUUCCCGCUACUCACAGUCAAUGGGCCAAGAGGGGAUGUGGAUGACCCCCUGCUGGACAUGAAGACCCCAGUGUUGUUUGUUGUUGGCCAGAAUGGUUUACAGUGUAGUAUAGAAGGUAUGGAGGAGUUCAGGGAGAAGCUGAGGGCUGACAACAGCAUGGUGGUGGUGGGAGCAGCGGACGACAACCUCAGAAUAAAUUCAGCUAAGAUGAAAACAGAAGGGCUGACACAGACCAUGGUGGACCGCUGCAUUCAGGAUGAGAUCUCUGACUUCCUGUCAGGUGUUCUCACAAGGGCAGAGGGCCACGGUCACAGUUCGGGGGAGAUGAGGGACCUGGACACGGAGAAGAAGAAAAGGCCUCGACGAGAGCUUCCCUUUGACAUGGAGAGAGGACGACCUUCAUCACCUGCACUGAGAGUUCCCAUCUCACCAUCAGGUUCAGAGGAUCUGUCUAGUGUCUGUAGCAGUCCCACUUCAAGUCCCAAACCCAAGACAUCUGGUCUGUCUCCGGCACAGAAGUCCAGUCUGAUCACAGCAACUCAGCUCCUGAAGACACACAUGCAGCGCUCUGGCACAGUCCUCACCCACAAGCAGGCUCAAGCUCAGUUUGCUGCUUUUAUGAAACAAAACAUUUCUGGGAGGAAAAAUCUUCCUCCUGGCACUCCUCCUUGUAUCUUUGUGCCAGUGACCAGUGAUCAGAUGGACGGUCUUGACAGAGAUGAACUACGGCCCCAUGGCAAGAGGCGGCAGGCGCCCAGUCCCACGCCAAGCAAAGCCUCCAAGAGAGCCAAGAUCAAGGUGACCAUUGUUUCCCAAAGCGAGUCAGCAGGGGGCGCCAUCAGCCCUGCUGCACAGGAAGCGGGUGUCUCUGGGAAGCCCUUGACGGUAACAAUGGGACAGACUGUAGCUGGAGCCAAGGAGCUCUCUGGACUUCUAACAGGCCAGCGGUCUGGUAGUCUCUCAGAGGUGUCUGGUGCCCUGUCCCCAGGCUCCAGCUCAUUCUGCAGCGUGCAGCCUUGCAUGGUGUCAGGUUCCUCCACACCAGUCCAGGCACAAGCUCCGGCUAAUGCCCAAGGGCCUUCCGCCAGCAGUCUGCUCCAAGGUCUAAGUUUCAGUCUUCAGGAGAUUAUCACCAAAGCUCCUAGUUUGCCUUCCACAGCAGGCAGCACACAGGCAACUUGUGGGAAGCCCCAGGCUCAGGUCCUGAGCUCUGUGGGUAACAGCGGCAGUGCUCUGUUACGGGCGGUGCCUGUAGUCACCACAGGAGGAGUGGCUAAAACCACCGCCAUCCACCAGCUGCUCACCAACGGCGGACUGGCCAAACUUGCCAGCAGCUUGCCUGGCCUGGCUCACAUCACCAACCAGACCGCUGUCGGGCAGAAAGCCCCCACUUCUAUAACGGUGACACUACGAGGAGCACAGACCGGUAGAGUGGGAUCUCUCUGCCACGGUGGUGAGUCUGUGACACUGCCUCCUCCUACCUACGAGCCCAAGCAGUGAGAAUCUCAGCCACUGGGUGACACACCUGAUGUAGCCCGGUGCUGUACCAGAAGCAUCUGGGAGCCACAGCCUGCUGAUGAGCUCACACCCUCGCUGUAAUGAUGUAAACAACAACUACCCCCACAAUGUGAAACAGAGCACACCUGCAUCCUCACAUCCUCGAGAGGGAGAGCUCCCCUGACGAGAUGGUCGGGAAAGGCCAGAUGGUCACAGUUGGUUAAAAAUAAGCUGCUGCUGCUGCUGCCGCACAGAUGGGUAACGCGUACUAUGGUUGAAGAAACUCUCUGUUCUCUCUUCUUUUACCUUUUUAGAUUUUAAUCAAGACAGCUAUAUAUAGCUAUAUAUACAUUUUGAGGACAUGUCGCCUGUGAAAAGAAAGGAUCUUGUGAGGAUUGACCACAACCACCCUGGACUGUGAGAGUAACACUGUUAAAAGACAGAUAUGGAAUCAUUGGUCCAAAACAAAACUCAAUAUCAGUCCAAUACUGGCCAAAAACUCUGGAUCGGAUGUUGGAGAAGGAAAAAAAAAAUCCUAAAUAUGAAGAAAAUGCUCCACAAUGUCGCCAAAAAUGCUAUAAAGAGAAUAAUGUAGUGGCAAAGGUGUGAGCAAGUGGCAACUGAACUUCCAUUUGAAGCCUCCUGAAUCGUGAUUUGGCCGGUGCCAUGUUGACAUUUUGUAAAUGGAAGUUCACAUCAUCUGACAUCAUCUGCAACCAAGCUUCUAUUGGAUGAUACCAAACUGUCAAUCACCAGGCUCUCAAACUCAAAUUAAUCUGGGGGGGCCACUGAGCAUUUAGUAUGGUCAGGAGGUGGCUGCACAAGUGAAAAUUCCAACUUCAGUAGGGGUGGGUGAAUGAUACAUCAUGAUAUGCAAUAACAAUAUUUGUGAUGAUGUUAAACAGUUUCAAAAGAAGGACUUUGAAAAUGUUUUAUAAAUCUCCCGUGACUCAUUUGCCCUGAACCACACUUUGGGAAUGACUGGUUGAAACUACUGUAUGAGACAAUAUUUCCCAUUUGUGCCGCAUCAUCAGCUGGCUGUAUAUGGACUCUUGUGUUUGAAAGUCCUUCAUUAAAGAAAACACUUUUUGGGGCCA
Solea solea (common sole) is the source of this 3973-nucleotide messenger RNA. It is a transcript of the gene kansl3, whose product is annotated as KAT8 regulatory NSL complex subunit 3. Gene Ontology annotation, cellular component: NSL complex. Gene Ontology annotation, biological process: positive regulation of transcription by RNA polymerase II. Bases 261 to 2879 code for a protein of 872 amino acids. The transcript has 22 exons. Lineage: Eukaryota; Metazoa; Chordata; Actinopteri; Pleuronectiformes; Soleidae. The record is from RefSeq and is a predicted model, not a curated record.